This is a messenger RNA of Stegodyphus dumicola, 4118 nucleotides long. RefSeq lists its product as uncharacterized. The record is from RefSeq and is a predicted model, not a curated record. NCBI's taxonomy places the organism in Eukaryota, Metazoa, Arthropoda, Arachnida, Araneae, Eresidae. Gene Ontology annotation, molecular function: protein binding.
CGUCAAAUUUAAAAGAUAAUUUGAAAAACGUAUGCUAACUGAAUAAUGUUUUUAACUGCUGUCCAAUGAUGUAAUUAUUUAUAUUAAUUAUCUUAAACUAACCUCAAAAUUAGAUUUCUAGGCAUAUGUUAGCGCAUGAAAUAUGCAAAUUAGAUGACGUAAAGAUGUCGCACAAUAAAGCCUAUUGGAAUUUGGGCGUAAUGUGGUUUUCUAAUGACAAGUUAGUGAUCAGUAUUCAUUUGUUAUGCCUCAAAGGUAUUGAUUGGAAGUGCAAAAGAAGAGGUUAAUUUGUAGACAGGAGGGGAAAGAUCUGAAUAUCCCUGAGUGUUACAUCAAGAACUUAGAACUGUUUUUAAGCAGGAAAUCAGUUAGAAGACAGCCUGGUCAGGGACGCAAAGAACAACAAUUACGUACGAAGACCGUUUUCUGCCAAUGCUGGCUUGAAAUAACUGUGAAGCGAUUACAACACACCAAAUUUUAGGCCUGAAGGCUGUCACAGAAAUUCAAAUCAGCUAUUCAUUUGCUAUAAGAAGGCUUCAAACGAUUGAGUUUUAUAUAAGAAAAAUCUGGUUUAUAUCCCACUCACUUAAUCGUACAAAACGGCCCGUUUAUAGGCAUGUUAUCGUCAACAGAGACAAGAAGAUACUGUUUGCCAAUGUGUCUAGAUACUUCUGAACAGUUAUUCUAAAUGCUUUUUGAUUGGGAAGAAUCGACAGCAGUUUUUCUUUGUUUAUGAGAGAUCUCAUUUCUGUGGAAGCAGUUUCAUCGUUUGAGGUGGAAUAUUUAAACCUACCUCAUCGAGCUAUAUUUCUCUAAUAGAGGUUCUGCAAUCGGUCACAAAUAUAUAGACGAAGUCUUGGAAAUCAAUGUAAGGUUAUUUAAAUAUGCUGUUGGAUAAGAAGUUGUACUGCAUUAAUGCCAAUCUAAUGGAAAGCGACGAGAGAACAAAAGUCACGCCGCGCAAGAAACAAGUAAACGUUGGCUGUCAAACGUUACGAAGUUGUGAUCUUUCAGCACGUGAGCAGCAAAUGGUCUGAUAAAAUUAUCUUCUGGAAUGGUUUGCUAACUAAGGACUUCUGAAAAUUUGCAGUAUGACAAGUACGUUUAUUUUGGAGAUCUAAUCAAUUACACUGCGACUGGCCUUCAACAAGCUUGGCAAGCAUCAGUGAAAUUCGGUAUAAAACCAUUAGAAGAUCUGUCCUUUUCAAAUUUACAACAAAUUCACAUCAACGCAGAAAAUGUGUGUGAAGUUCUGGAAACUGCGCUCUUUAUGAGACAAGAAGAAACUCGACAGAAAUGUCUGAAGAUCGUAGCUAAAGAUACCGAAGCAGUCUUGAAUUCUGUUUCUUUUAUGCACUCUAAUUUUGAGACAGCACUUUGUAUAUUCCAACUGCGUGAUAUGAACAUCAGUAGCGAAGCUUAUCUUUUGCGCGCUGCAAUUGAAUGGCUUCAGCGGAACGACUAUAAUCAAAAUUCCGUCGAGAGAGAAAGAUUGCUUUCCGCCAUAGAAAUAAUGUGCUUACAAAGAGAUGAGUUUCUGGAAGUCGUGAAAACUUUCCCAUCCUUUUUCAGUGACUGUGAAAUAACAAGCAUUAUUUUAAAUAUUCUAAAUUGUAACGCUCGAGAAUUACCAAAUUUUUGCAAGAUUAAAAACAUCAAAAGAAGAACUGCAAAUUCCGAGUUUAAGCCUUACACACCAGAAUUUAAUGAAAAUACCACACAAACAACAAUUUGUACAACGGAAAAUACUGCGCAAACAUCAGUUCUUACAAGAGAAAGAGGCACGCAAUCAUCAUUUCCUGCUAGUAAAAAUGAUAGUCAAACAUCUACUCAUGCAAGAGACACCACCUCGCAAACAACAAAGCUUGAAAAGCAAAUCUCAAGACAAACUGCCAACCGUACAAGGAAAGCAUCCACACAAACUUUAAGUUUUGCAAGUGAAAGCGCUACACAAACAACAGAUCUUAAAUUUGCAGCUAAUCAUGAAGUGGAUGUGAAAAUUGAUUGUACUCCAAAUCAAGUUAUUAUUAACUGCACUAAAGAAGAAUUUACAUUCAAGUUCGGCUUGUAUAAGAGAAGAACUGAGGAGGAAAUUGCGACACAUUUUUGUUUGCAGCAGGAAUCUUCUUCAUGUGUUCAAGAAGAUAAUGAGAUGUUGACUAGGUGUGAAAGUUAUAUUGUUGAGAUAGAAGGAAUGUCGCACUUGAUUGGGUAUAUGAAACAAGGCCUUAAAGAUGUGACUACUAGUUCUUAUGAUAGCUCAGAAACUGGAAAACUAAUAUGCGAAGCCAGGGCCAGCGAAUUUCAGGAAUAUUACAUGGACUGGGUGAAGAAAGUAUCUUAUUCUCGAGAUAAUACGUUUGAAGUCAUUUUUCCAGCCUUAAGCAUAAACAAAUCUGUCCUUGACAGAAAAUGGGAAGCACUAGUGUCACAGCAUCUGCAUACAUUUUUGCAUUCCGACCUUUUUAAAAGUACACCUCCAGAAUUUGUUUUACACGCACUGAAGCAAAAAUUGCUUCCUUUAAGUUCUGAAGCUGAACUGCUGGAAGGUAUAAUCAUAUGGCUCAGUGAACCUAGUAAUAUAUCAUUUCGUGAUGUUUUACUGAACGAAGUGGCAGUAACUUCCCUAACGUUAGGAGAAUUCGAUUAUAUUUGUGAAAAAUACCCGGAUUUUUUCUCUGAAAUGGAACGGCGUGGCCUGAAAAAUCAUAUCCAAUACGGAGACAUGAAUGUACCAUGUUGGUGCGAAACAUCUCGUAAAUCUAAUAAAAUGCUUUCGGUUUUUGAACAAUGGGCAAAAUGUCUUUCUUCAGAUCAGCACGACAUGAACUUGAUUAGAUGUUGCGAUAAAGUUAAUUUGGAUAAAUGUCAUCAGAUUUCACAGGCAGAAGUUACUUUACGUUACGAACCCUUCUCGAUUAACACUCGCUUAAGAUUUCGCUAUUUUAAUUCUUUGGCUGUGAUUAAACUUGGUUUUGGCACUGAUUAUUCCCAAGAUUUUAGGAUCGAACUCUUUUCGAAAACAAAGGAUUUUCCUAAGAAAAUGCUCGGAUUCAAGUUAUAUUCUACUUCCACAAAUUUUUGUUUAGUGUUGUUUAAUCUACUUGAAGCUACCAGUGAUAAAAAUGUUAUUUUGGAUAUUCAUUUUAAAGCAUCCUCAAGAGAAAAAUUAUUUGCCAUCGCUCAGUGGAAUGGAUAUCAUCCAUAUAUCACAAUAAAAGAUGAUAAAAUUCCUUGUUUCCGAAAAGGUGGUGAAUGGAGGUUUAUAAUUUCGGAACUUGUCUUUUUUCCGAGAUGUUUCUUACUUAGAAAUGAUAAUGAUAUGUAGAUCUUGUGCGUCACCCGUCAAAAUAGUCCACAACUAAGUAGCCUGAAGAAAACACCCCAUUGCAAAAUAAUCUAUACAUAACUAUGCGAAUAUCGACUUUUUGUAGCAUUCGACAAAAUUCGACCAGCUUUAGUACCUAAAAAUAAACAAACAUAUUUUCUGUACUUUAUACACAUUUAAAAAAUAAGGCGUGUAUAACCAAUAAAAAAUAAAAUCAGUGUUUAUUGGCACCCGUGUUUCAAGAUUAUUGUGAUACUUAAAUACUUUUUCCUGCAAAACGGGUAACUCUUAUUUAAAUUAUAUAACAAUUAUAAUUUAGAGUAUAGGCCACAGGAUACGAAACUUCUGAAUGCCGCGAUAAUCUAUAUGCGGAAAUUAUUACUUCGGCCGCUUUGAGCUGUUUUGCCGAGGGCUAUUUGAUUGUAGAUUCUUUGCCAUGCGCUAAUAUGUCAGGGUAACGAUCUUGUAAUAUUUACAGAUUGCUUCAUAAGGCUAAAAACAUUUUAUAUAUAAGUGUUGAUAUAUGCCUUUCUUGCACUUUUUAAUAAUCUUCAGGAAUAAAUUUAAGCAGAAAUUCCAUGAUUAAGUUUAAACAUCAUUCUUUGUAUAAAUGUACACUGAUUUAGUUUUCCAGUGAUAAUUUUGUUUACAUUUUGUUACAAAAAAUUUACAUUUUGUUGCAAAAAAUUAUAUUUAAAACAUCUAAAAUGUUUUGUUGUAAUUCGAAAAUUGCGAAGAGAAAUGAUGUAAAGAAAUCUCUACAUAUAAUAAAAGAAAGAGUUUGUCUGUA